Molecule: messenger RNA, 1095 nt
Organism: Rotaria sordida
Lineage: Eukaryota; Metazoa; Rotifera; Eurotatoria; Philodinida; Philodinidae
Source: the annotation of a GenBank genome assembly
AUGGCGCGAUCUCGUCAACGACAAACCAAUGCAUUUUAUGAUGCAUGUCAACAAGGUGAUUUGGAAUGUGCACGAAAACUACUACCAACAAUGACAUAUGAAGAAAUAAAUCGAGGAGGAUCUAAUGACGAGCGAGAUUUGUGUUCGCGAUGGAAACUAAAUAAGAAAGGAUUGACAGCUUAUGAGAGUGGUCAGUUAAAUGAGAUUCGCAAACUAUUUAGUCGUCCAUCGACAUCAAUAGCUCGCCGUUUCUACGAUGAGAAUCCGAUGAUAUCCUUACAACCGAAAUCCUUUGAUACGAUCGUGAAUACUGAUACAUUGUCAACUUCUAUUCCCGAUAAUUGGUCACGUGGUCAUACGAAUGCAACUGACGCAGUCGACGGUAUAUUUAUGUGUUCUCUAUCGAAAGCUCCAUUUCUAUUGAAGAAACUACUUGAAAUGCGUACAAAGCGUGAAGCUCAAGAAAAUUUCGAAAAGCUUAUUCAAACAUAUUUGACGGAUCCAAAGAUUAAACCGGAUAAACGUGAGAAAGUUAUGCGACCAUACGACGAGUACAAGCGUACGAAUAGAGUUGAAUUAUUGUUGACUAUAUAUACUAUGGAUACACCCAUUUAUAGUAUACUCAAAAACGAAGCUAAUGCGUUUACAACUCUUGUUUUUCUUCAUAUUGAUCAAUUAGCUAGUAAAGCGUAUACUGGAAUAACUUAUCGAGGUGUUGCCAUGACUCAAGAUGAGAUUGAUGCUUACAGAUGGGCUCAGACUUCUCCGAACUAUGUUUUGGAAACACGCACAUUUCAAUCGACUUCGAAAUCAAAAGCUAUGGCUAAAUUUUUUGCUUCGGCUGCAUCUACAAUGGACACAUGUGCCGUCGUGUUCACCUUUAUAUUUAAAGAAAAAUGUAUUACCGCUAUUGAUCUUGAUCAAAUAGCACAUUUUUCUGAAGAAGAAGAAGUCUUACUGUUUCCAUUCACAUUAUUCAAAGUUGAACAGAUCGCUUUGGAUUCUAUAGAUGGCAACUAUGAAAUCGUCUUAACUUGUGUGAAUUGUCCUGAAAAAUCUUUUCUUCAGGCAUGGCGCCAUUUGCGCAAUAAAUAA